This is a messenger RNA of Austrofundulus limnaeus, 796 nucleotides long. Its product is annotated as zinc finger protein 2. The record is from RefSeq and is a predicted model, not a curated record. NCBI's taxonomy places the organism in Eukaryota, Metazoa, Chordata, Actinopteri, Cyprinodontiformes, Rivulidae. Gene Ontology annotation, biological process: regulation of transcription by RNA polymerase II. Gene Ontology annotation, molecular function: RNA polymerase II cis-regulatory region sequence-specific DNA binding; DNA-binding transcription factor activity, RNA polymerase II-specific.
CAGCAGAACCUCAGCUUCAUGACCGGCAGGAGGAGGUUCUGAUUGACCAGCAGCUCUGGUACCAAGAGAGGAGCUCCAGUUUGGACCGGGAGGAACCAGAACCUCCACAGCUGAAAGAAGAGGAGGAGGAACUCUGCGUCAGUCCAGAGGCUGAGACCUUCAGGAGUCCUGCUUCUAAACAAAGAGUCCACUGGGAACCAGAACCAAACUGGGACCGGCUCCUCCUCCAGAACUCUCCUAAACCUGGGAACCAGGCCCAUGAAAGAAGCCAGACUGAGGUCCAGGGAUCCAGCAGAGACCAAGACCAGAAACAAAACAAGACAAGUCCAGAAACCAGAGACCAUCCAGAACCAAAGUCCAACAGAACCUCUCACACAGAUGAGAAACUACUUCACUGUGAGUUUUGUGGAAAACAGUUUUUCCAGACGUCUCACRUGAGCAUUCACGUUCACAGUCACACAGGAGAGAGACCGUUCUCCUGUCAGACCUGUGGGAAAAGCUUCAGACACAGGAAAAGCUUAACAUUUCACACGAGGGGUCACACGGGUGAGAGACCCUACUCAUGUCAGUUCUGUGGGAGAGGUUUCUCUCAGAGUUCUCACCUGACCACUCACCUGAGGACUCACACAGGUGAGAGACCGUUCUCCUGUCAGACCUGUGGGAAAAGCUUUAGUCAAAAAGGGAAUUUAACCAAACACAUGAGAACUCAUCCUGGUGAGAAGAGUUGAUCUGUUGUUUUCUUUUCAAAAUAAAAGAACUGUUUAWAACCAACGUUUAUUAAACUUUGUUAAAAACA